AUGGGAGAAGGCAAAACUCUUCCUACGUAUUUUUGCAGAAACUGCGCGAACCCACUAGCUCUCGGUGAAGAUCUCAUCUCCAAAAAAUUCCUGGGAGCUUCGGGGCCAGCGUUUAUGUUUUCGCACGCGAUGAACGUGGUGGUUGGACCGAAGGUUGAGAGGAAACUGAUAACCGGAUCGUACGUGGUGGCAGAUGUGAUGUGUAGCAAGUGUGGUGAGACGUUGGGUUGGAAGUAUGUUGAGACCUUCGAUCUUAGACAGAGGUAUAAAGAAGGCAUGUUUGUCAUUGAGAAGCUCAAGUUGACCAAGAAAUAUUGA
Messenger RNA from Microthlaspi erraticum, 318 nucleotides. The record is from the annotation of a GenBank genome assembly. NCBI's taxonomy places the organism in Eukaryota, Viridiplantae, Streptophyta, Magnoliopsida, Brassicales, Brassicaceae.